Tuber melanosporum (Perigord truffle) is the source of this 2488-nucleotide messenger RNA. RefSeq lists its product as uncharacterized. Gene Ontology annotation, cellular component: cytoplasm. Gene Ontology annotation, molecular function: ATP binding; ATP hydrolysis activity. The record is from RefSeq and is a predicted model, not a curated record. Gene Ontology annotation, biological process: cellular response to heat. The transcript has 5 exons. The coding region runs from base 397 to 2316 and encodes 639 amino acids. NCBI's taxonomy places the organism in Eukaryota, Fungi, Ascomycota, Pezizomycetes, Pezizales, Tuberaceae.
CCCUUUCAUCACGAUAUUCCUAGAAUUCGCCCCUAUUUACUCUACUCUGUUAUCCGGAAACUUUCCCCCAACGAUGGAUCCUACACAGUAUUUACCGGGAGGAGAAAGAUGGAGCCAGGUCCAGCAUGUUAUGCAAACAACUUCCGUGACCAGAAAUAGGGCUGUUGCUGCAUUAAAGGCAUGUCGAAAUGACACUGAAGCGGCGAUAAAUAUGCUCGGGACAGUAUUUGCUACUCGUAUACGCCCUGCUUUAGUUAGUUCCAACGUCCACAGACUUACAGUUCUUGGAACCACCAGAGACAAAGGCCAACCCCAUGCCAGGGACAUCAGCACCAAAGAACCCCCCAGUGCGUCCCAGGCAAAAUAGCAACGAAUCUCCGGAGCUUUUUGUGCCCAAUGGUGGAUUACAGACCGCCUCGCCAGCUGACACAACAGCUACCCGUCGCGAUACCGAGGCCAACAACCCAUCAGAAUCCUCGGAUAAUAGUGCCCGGCGUAAUAAUAAUAGUAAUGGUGUCGGGAGCGUUAACGGCAUUGGAAAUAGUAAUGGCGUGGAAAAGAGUAAUGAGGUCAAAAAGAGUAAUGGUGAUGAUCGUGAGUAGUCUAAUUGUUUUGCAUGAGCGACUAGGAAGUAACUUUAGCACUCAAGGAAGUCAAGAUGAUUCAGCGGAGUCGAGCCACCCUGAAUGGGAUUUUAGCCUGCCACCCGUCACCAGUGGUGUUGGAGAAUUCCGACCGGAAGAGGGGAUGAUAUUGAGCUUUUCAAUGGCAAGGCUUGUUGUUGGUCUACAGCAGGGUAUCGAUGACAGUAAACUCAUUCAGUACUUUUCAUAUUAUCGGCCGGACACUGUCUCGCGGAGCAUUAACAAAACCGUAUCGGGAUACCCUGGAAUUUUUUACGCAGUCGCGACCAAUGACGAGAAAUUGAUAAGGACCUGGAUAAAGUAUGGGGGAGAUCCCAAUGCCGUGGAGAAGACACAUGGAUUUCCACUUCUGGCGUUCGCCAUUUUAAAUACUCUCAAUGUUCACAAAGACACUACGAUAAUGACCACCACGCUCCUUAGUUUGGGCGCGGAUGCUAGCGUUAUUCCAAGAGCCUUCUUUACACCAUUUCUACAGGACCCACCAGUGGAAGGUCCAGACCCACGAACAGUAACGGAUAUAGACGAGCCGAAGAAGAAAUGGUGCAAACGGUACAUCUGGCCAUCGCUCGCCCGAGUAACCAAUAUCUCACAAAGAUACUUUCUAGAAAAGACCAUCAAGGAUAAGCCGGCAUCCGCACGUCAAAACCAAGUAGCUCUGGCGCAUAAUGCGACGGAGCUGUUGGGAAUAUCAUACUUCAUGAUUGGACAGGCGACUGCCGCAAGCUCUGUUAUUAAGAAGUUUCUCACCCACCUUGCGCUACCGACCAGUAAACCCUUAGUGCUUGUCUUUGCCGGACCUAGCGGCCACGGGAAAACGGAGUUAGCAAAGCGCCUUGGUCAACUCCUGACACUAGAACUCGAAUGCGUCGAUUCCACAGAGAUCAGACGCGAGUCUGAUCUGUUCGGGCCUAAGCAGCCAUAUAUGGGAUAUGAGAAAGGCUCCCCGUUAAACAAUUUCUUAACACGAAUGAGCGGGAAUCGAGCGAUCGUUUUCCUGGACGAGUUCGAAAAGACAACGCGAGAAGUGCAGAAUGCCUGCUUGAUUCCUUUCGACGAAGGGAAGUACGUCGACCGAAGAAACCGGGAAGCUGUGGACUGUUCAAAGACAAUCUGGAUCAUAGCAACGAACGCGCUAGAUCGGAAAAUCGUCGAUUUUUGUGAAAAGAACCCAGGCGUCCUCACAAACGACGAUCAAGAUAAACAUGCACGACUAAUGACCGACUUGGAAAAGACCCUGAAGAAGCAAUUAAAACAUACUUUCGGAAACCCCUUGUCCGGUAGAAUUUCAGCAGUCCUCCCCUUCCUCCCUUUCUCCCUCGGCGAACAAGCAGUAGUGGCACACAAAUACAUCCUCGAACUGAAACACAAAGUCCUGACACCUGUGAACCUCUCCUCGGGGAAACUGGUCGGGAGAGUACUCUUGCACAUCAAGAGCGACGGUGCCGUCUGCAAAGCUGUGUCAACGGAAGGGUAUGAUCCGGACCAGGGUGCGCGUUCGCUGCAGACUGCGGUCAAGACACGUAUCGAGGAGGAGCUAGUACAUACAUAUUUGGAAGAAGACGAGGUUAUUUCUGAGACGCAGCCUCUCGCGGAUUAUACGGUAGAUAUUCAGCAGGAUGGGACGUUGUUGAUAUUUAAGUCUACGGGGGCGGAGAAGUCCUUCGCGGAUUAGACUUUUUGGGGUUUGCUUUUCUGGGAAGCUUUCGGUAGCGACGAUUGGAUUAAUAUGAUACAAGUUUGGAGUCUCUUGGUAAUGUAGGGGAUCACUGUUUUGGGUUGACUUUGACCUCAAUAUAUCCAAAUUCAUGUCGGCACACUCGAUAGGGUUAGGGGAGUCGCGCUCC